Messenger RNA from Cylicostephanus goldi, 364 nucleotides. Lineage: Eukaryota; Metazoa; Nematoda; Chromadorea; Rhabditida; Strongylidae. The record is from the annotation of a GenBank genome assembly.
UUUGCACAAACUGUAUCGGCCAGAACGAGUAACACCAGCAAAGAGGGGGCUGGAGCUGUUAAAAACCCCGAGACUAAACAAGGGAAUGGCAUUUUCAUUGUAUGAACGACAGUACCUUGGUAUUCAUGGUCUUCUUCCGCCGGCAUUCAUGACAGCCGAGCAGCAAGCGUAUCGUGUUAUGAGUAAACUGAGAGAGCAACCGAACGAUCUUGCUAAGUAUGUCCAACUGGAUAGUUUGCAGGACCGCAAUGAAAAGCUUUUCUAUCGAGUGUUGUGCAACAAUAUUAAAGAGUUGAUGCCCAUCGUAUACACCCCCACUGUAGGACAAGCUUGCCAAAAAUUCGGUUUCAUCUAUCGAAAUCCG